Bolinopsis microptera is the source of this 2207-nucleotide messenger RNA. Its product is annotated as speckle-type POZ protein B-like. Gene Ontology annotation, molecular function: ubiquitin protein ligase binding. Gene Ontology annotation, biological process: proteasome-mediated ubiquitin-dependent protein catabolic process; regulation of proteolysis. The record is from RefSeq and is a predicted model, not a curated record. The transcript is spliced from 10 exons. Lineage: Eukaryota; Metazoa; Ctenophora; Tentaculata; Lobata; Bolinopsidae. The coding region runs from base 95 to 1246 and encodes 383 amino acids. Gene Ontology annotation, cellular component: cytoplasm.
AGAGAAGACUUGUAAAAUGUCCAGGAACAAAAUGUAGCCAGCACACACACGGAGACACACUCAAAUCUCUACACUGAUUCUAUAGUGUGUGCUGAUGGUGGCCGAUUCUCCCAGUGAACAUUUACAUGCUAAUGUUGUCGAUAGCACGAACAGUCCACCGAUCGCCGAGAGCUGGUGUCUCACUCAAGUCAAGGUGAUAAAGUUCUCGUACAUGUGGACGAUAAACAACUUCAGCUACUGUAGAGAAGAGAUGGGAGAGACUCUGAAGAGCUCAACCUUCAGUGCCGGCCCCAAUGACAAUAUGAAAUGGUGUCUGAGAGUAAACCCCAAAGGUUUGGACGAGGAAUCAAAAGACUAUCUCUCUCUUUAUCUCCUUCUUAUCUCCUGCGAUAAGAGCGAAGUUCAUGCCAAGUUCAAGUUUUCAAUACUCAACCAUAAGAGAGAGGAAACCAAGGGCAUGGAGAGUCAACGUGCCUACAGAUUCGUGCAGGGUAAAGAUUGGGGCUUUAAAAAGUUCAUCAGAAGAGACUUUUUAAUGGAUGAUCAUACGAAUGGCCUGCUGCCCGAUGAUAAGUUAACCUUAUUUUGCGAGGUGAACGUCGUGGCAGACUCAGUGAACAUCUUCGGCCAGAGCAAUCACCGGUCGCUGAAUGUCCCGAAAUGUAACCUCAGUGCUGAUUUAGCAUCACUUCUGUCAAGUGGCAGCUUUGCGGACGUCACGUUAGAGAUUGAGAGUCAGGAGUUCCAAGCUCACAGAGCAAUCCUGGCUGCCAGGUCGCCCGUCUUCUCGGCCAUGUUCCAACAUGCCAUGGAGGAACAAAAAAACGGCCGCGUGGAAAUAAAAGACUUAUCACCAGAAAUCUUUGGUGAGAUGCUGGAGUACAUAUACACGGGCAGAUCACCUAACUUAGAACGAUUAGCCAACUCUCUUUUAUCCGCUGCAGAUAAGUACCAGUUAGAGCGGUUAAAGCUGAUGUGCGAGGAAGCGCUUUGUUCCAACCUGACAGUAGAGAACGCGGCGGACACUCUGAUAUUAGCGGACCUGCACAGCGCUGAGCAUCUAAAGGAGAUGUGCAUCAACUUUAUUAAUAGUCACGUGAGCGAAGUAAUGGACACUCCCGGCUGGACGGUUCUGUGUUCACACUCCCAUCUCCUAGCUGAGGCUUUCAAAGCUCUGGCAGCCAUACAGGCUCCUCACAUGUCCAUGCUAAUGCCCCCUAACAAAAAGAGGAAAAAACUGGGUUGACGCUAAAUGGAAAGGAAUAUUUAUUUCCGUGAUAAGACAAGGUUGGAGCGAAAAAGCAGUUGGUCGUGGAAACGGCGAUACGACAUGCGUGCUAUCCAAUAAGCAAUUGACAGGCUCACUAAUCGUCAAGCUGACAAAUCUAUUUAUUGAACUGUUGAAGAACAACCGUGUCUAUAAGUUUGAAUUCAGUGUAGAAUGUUUCGAGACGGUUAAUUUGUCGAAGUUUUGACUUAAAUUUACAGCAAUUGGCCGGAUGCUUGCGGUCGCUGUCAUACUUAUCAUUAACUGUCAUAUUGUGUUACGGGGAAUAAUUUGUCGAUUAUUUUAAUCUUAAAUUAUCGGGGGACAAGGCGAGGAAGAGUUCGUCAUUAUGAAGUUGGCAAUGAGUUCGAGUUAUUUGAUUGAGUGGAUCUCAGAUUUAGUUAAGUAAUAUCUGAUAUGACUGUGUUCCGACCUUUUCCAUUUCAUGUCACAUUGACUUGAUACCAGGUCAAGAUCAUGCAUUUCUGCUCUGAAAUCACAAUUGUAACAAAUGUUAUUAGGGCUACAUGACAACGAAUAACACUACGGAUUCAAUGUUGUUAAACUUGAAGCGACCGUUACGUUAGAUUAGUUACAGAACUGAUUAGAUGGUGUCUUUUAUCAAGUCGUUAUCCUUCAAUUUAAUUAGGUCGUGUGCCACGAGACGGAGAUGUAACACGAGUUAAUGUGUUACAUACUCUGAGAAAACAUAAAUAAAUCAAACAUCUUUGAUCUUUGUAAUCUUUAGACUUUAUUUUGUUACGCUGCUAUCAGUAUCUUAAAAGGAAUGUAAUAUUGCCCUAAAUUGGGGACCGUUAGAAUGAUGCACACCUUUUUAUUGCCAGCCUAGAUUUUUAUUGGGUGGGUUAAGAAGGGGCUGUCUGAUAUCACCAUAAAAUGUGUUGUAGUAUUUAAAAUAAAACUAAUAAUUCACUUGUUA